Colletotrichum acutatum is the source of this 934-nucleotide messenger RNA. RefSeq lists its product as uncharacterized. Bases 160 to 762 code for a protein of 200 amino acids. The transcript has 2 exons. NCBI's taxonomy places the organism in Eukaryota, Fungi, Ascomycota, Sordariomycetes, Glomerellales, Glomerellaceae. The record is from RefSeq and is a predicted model, not a curated record.
GUGGUUUUUACGCAGGCCUCUUGCGACUCCAAUUCGUCGUUUUUCGCUACUAUUCAUCCUUCUUGGAUCUUCCUCAGCCUCUGGUGUGAUGAGCGACCUUGACGGGACAGCACCACUCACCUGAGCCCUUCCGAGUACAGACAGGCCUGGCUCUUUCCCAUGCUCAUCGUCAUCAAUCGCCUGGCUCGAUGGCGCGGGGGACCCUGUUGCGGGGACAACAGCAUCCGUGAUGAUGCGCGCCUCGAUACGCCAACCGCAGUGCCAGUUUCGAUCAAGAUGCCGCGAGAUAGACUACUAGUCAAUCAUCAUCGCGAACACCAUCGCCUUGACUUGCCUGCCGUGCCUGCUUGCUACAGCGUGGACAUUCUCGGGUUGAUCAUGGUCGCAGCCCGCACUCUUCAGCUAAGGUACUCCAGCCUCGCCACAUUUCAUGCUUACAUGGGGAGAACAGCCUAUUCAAAAGCUGACUACGUCAUCUUUCACGGAGGUGUUUCUGUCACGACCGAGAGCCGCGCGACCUGGCCAACGACAAGGUAUAUGGAAGCCUUUGACCAUCCAAUGACGGCAGUUAGAUGCUUGCUGAGCGAAUGCAGUCGCCUGAUUUCAUGUCAGACUAGUCCCAAUUCCGCACUUGCUGCGGUGAGGCUGGCUGAGGCCUUAGCGGUCGAGCAAUAUGUCUCGGCAGGUCGCAAGUAUGUGAAUUGGCUUUGUGAUUCUGAGAAUUGCCUGGGUCCUCUGUCUAUUACUCGCUUCAUUCUGUAGUGAUUUCCACCUGUGUCCCUGUCUUGAAGGAUGCCCAUGACAGAGUCGCCGCGCUUCCCUGAUGCGCAGAGUCUACUUGAUGUGCUGGGCUGAAGCAGCUCAGCUGACAUGGACGCCUAGUCAGCAGAAUCGCUUCCAAGUAGAGACAGUGAAGACACCUCUAGGUUGGCAG